CCCCCAGACCCAACCAACCAAACCAACACCCCAAAAGUACAGCCCUGUAACCUACGUUCUACAACAUACUAGUGCUGAUAGCAGCCAAUGCAUUUCUAGUUCCUCCUCCAAUAGGGUCAACCGUUUGUGAGCACAAUCAAUCCAGUUUAGCCCCGACUUCCUGCAUUUCUUCCUCCUCCACUUCCCCGCCUCCGCGCCAUUAACGAUAGCAUUGUUCCGCCGAGUGCCGGAAACCUUCGUUGCACGCCUCCAAUUUUGAGACGGCUCAAAACGCCUUACAGCCAUGACCGCGCGCGUUUCGCUCGCCUUAGUAGCGACUAUCUCGGUUCUCGUGCUUCUCUCGACCGUCGAGCAAGUGCAGGCGAAGAAAGUAUAUGUGGGCGGGUACUUGAGGUACUCGCCGUGGGGCCCUCUGACACUCAAAUGGAAGUGCCCGCCCAUCAAAACGGGCGACCAGCUGAUUUUUGUCUGGCGACAGCGCUCGGACAUUGUUCAGUUCAUUAUUGACAUCACUGCUACACCAUUGGGUGCGCCAGCCCAGAACUGGGCCCAGUGCAAGACUAGCAAAGCCACAAGGGUCCUGGCGAAACCAUCGAGAUCGGGCGUCUUCGUCUACACUCUGACAGAUAAAGACCGUAACAAUCUCAUGUUUGCGAGCUCGGUGGGCAACAUGUGCAAGCGCGGGCAACGCUUCCAAUCACCGGUUCCAACGUGUUCUUCCAACGCCGGUGACCCAUGUGUUGGGUCUCCAUGAGUGCAUCAGACAACCACAAGAACCUUGGUAGUUGGUGUUUUUUGGGAGCAAGUUUCCUUGUGAUGCGUGAUGUUGAUCUUCAUGGGUUCUUCGUUGCCGUUUUGCCAGUUAUGUGGGUCUCCUAGCUGGGAGGGAAGGCUAUCUUGGUUUAAUUCCCUUUAGUGACUUUUAGGGUGUUUGUUAGUUACCAGUAUCAUAUUUUUAGAUAAAUUAAAUACUAACAUUGAGCAGGAAAUAGUGCGUCAAACAUAUAUUGUAUGUUUUUGUAGACUAUAUAGGGUUGUGCCUUAGGG
Molecule: messenger RNA, 1047 nt
Organism: Closterium sp. NIES-67
Lineage: Eukaryota; Viridiplantae; Streptophyta; Zygnematophyceae; Desmidiales; Closteriaceae
Source: the annotation of a GenBank genome assembly